Lymnaea stagnalis (great pond snail) is the source of this 17576-nucleotide messenger RNA. Lineage: Eukaryota; Metazoa; Mollusca; Gastropoda; Lymnaeidae. The record is from the annotation of a GenBank genome assembly.
GUUAACUUUUAAUGUCAAGAAGUGUGACAUUGGUGCUAGUGUUUCAUAACUAACAAGUCAGAGUAGUAACUAUUUAAUAGAACUUGAAUUUAAAGGGUGAUUUACCAUUACAAUUUCAAAAACUUUGUACUUUUUAAAAUAACAUUGGCAUUAUUCUGGAUACAAUAUAUUUUAAAUCUUUAGUGACUUACCCUUAAGCCUUAAACUUAAGUUAGUAUAAUUAUAAGUCUAUAAGUAUAUAAUAAUAUAGUGAAUAGUCUAAAUAGUGUAUAGUAAUAGUAACAACUUUAUUAGCAUACUAAUUACUUAACUAGCAUAAGGGAAGCGUUAUCCACACAGCUCUGUGAAUAAUGUUUAGCGUUAUCGGCAGACCAAAAUUUGCGAAAAAUGCAGAGCGUUAUUGUUAGACAGAAAUGUUCCCAUAAUUACGCACAUUUCUAGAAAUAAUUAAGAUCACAUUCCAAGCCGGGGUAGGGGUGUAGUUUUAAGUAGUGUAGGAGUAGGAUAGAUCGAUCGUUAAUGAGAAUGGCACAAACACAUCUCAAAACCGAAGUCCGAAGCUACCGGUAUGCACAAGUUAAAUUAAAAAAAUUUAAUAGGCCUAACUAUAGACUAUAGCCUAUAUUGCCUAUAUAUUGGAUAUAGGACAAUUAAUUGUGCCUACAUCUGCUCUGUUAGGGGCCAACAUAUUCGACCUAUAGAGUGUUACUAAUAGAUCCAGUCAAACCUCCUACUCCUAGACAUAGCUAAUUUUCUGGUAUUUCAUAUUAAAUGUUAUAAUACCAGUAAUAAAAAUGGUACUGGUAUUCUUCAUGUAGACUCACUUUCACCCACUGUAGAGAUAUCUUUAAAUGAUGUCAAAGCUUGAUAGGAUAUCGUUUAGUUUUUUUUAAAGCACUAUGAUAUAUCACGUAGUCCAGAAAUGUUCUGUCAGAAAUAGUUGACAUACCGUGCAACAGUGUUAUGAUGAAGAGAGGUGUCUCCAUCAGGCGACCAUGUGAGAGACGGGGAGUGGCAUAUAGGCCCUACAUCGAUAAUAACAGAAUCUAAUCCUGUUUAUGGCUAGUAUUUUUUCCUGAUCCUUGAGGGUGUCCCUAAGUCUACCCAGCUCUGGCCUUAGAUGGGGAAAAGUAAAGCUGACUGGUUAUUGCGCUGGCCAUACACUCACACUUGUAAACGCUGCUUCAAUUGCCCCAAGGGAACUUUACUUCCCAAAGACUCGCAAUGCAUCCUACGACCAACAGGGUUCCAAUUAAUUUUUGUAUGCUUUUUUUUUUGUAUUUAGACCCAUAGUUACAACGGUAGCAGUAUGGCUUUUUGUUUCAAUUAUCAACAUUUUUUUUACAAGAGCUAAAAUUGUUGAUGUCAAUGAUAUUGAUAUGUUUUAAGUACGGUACCGGUAUGUUCAUUUCAUUGUCAUCACUACAUGUUAUUUCAACUAUUUCUGGAGCGGCAUAUUGUGUCCCUACUUAUUAUGAUACUUAUUAGAAAAUAAAAUGGAACAAAUAAAACGUGACAUAUUUUUUUCAGCUAAACAUUAAUACACAACUCUGUGAUAUAAAAUAUUUGAAUAAGUAAGUUAUUAAUAAUUAUUUGUUUAUUAGAGAAAAACAAAUGGAUUCUAAAGUCUAUGAGUGGAAUUAUACAAAGAAAAUUAAACAGUCAAAAGAGCUAAAAGUAUAUCACAAUGUGCAGUUAGAACAGCUGUAUAUGAUUUAAACAUGGUUUAUGCGGCUCAUCUGCAUGUCCAUGUUGUUUACAUUUUUUUAACGAAACUUGAAUGAACAUUCUAACAAAAUAGAUUGAAACUUAUAACAUAAGUAACAAAACUAUAUGAAAAUAAUAAUAAAACUGUGAACAGAAUAAGAAAGCUAUUUGAAGAAUAUUAUUAUAAUAUAACACUACGAAAUAACCAUUAAAUAUUUUUUUUAAAAAUGUUAUUUAUAAAAAUGAAGCUUCCCCGAGGGGGAAUCGAAUCUAUGUCUGCCGGGUGACGGACGGAGAUACUGACCACUACACUAUCGAGGAGAUGUUUAUAUACGAACUUUGUUUUUUAUAUUCAUAAUUUAAUUCAUCACAUUCUGCGAAUAAUGUCGAGCGUUAUCGGCAGACCGAAAUCUGUGAAUAACGGCGAGCGUUAUCCACACAGCUCUGUGAAUAAUCACUUCGCUAGCAUAAUGCAUAAUUAAUAAAAUAAUUAAAUUUAAGUUAGUUAGGCUUGCCUAAUUAUUUUUUAAAUCAUUUUUUAAUUCAAUAAAUAUGUAAAUAUGAAAUAUUAUUUUGGUACUUCAAUUUUAAUUCAUGCAAAAAUUCUCAUAGGAGCCAAAAUGGUCAAUAAAUUGAUCGUGGGCCCUUAAGAUAUAGAAGAAGAAUUAUUAUUAUUCACACUUCCAAUAAAACAAAUGUCCUUUCUUUUGAAUAAAAAUGUUUAAUUCAACGCAAAAAUUAUUGUACAUUAUAUUCACAUUUCCAUUAAAUAACUUCACACUUCCAAUAAAACAAAUGUUCUUUUGCAUUAAAACAUAUUUACUUCUUUUAAAUUCCUCCGCUACUGUGGUGGCCAAAUUUGAACAAUAUUGUCUAGAGUGUCGUUGAAUACAUUGAAACCAUUUGCUGUAACACGCCGAUGUAAAAUUAACCCAAACAUAUAAGAAUCGAGCAUAUGUCUGUGUCUGCCAGUGUUUCUCUCUUUUGCCAAUUACCACGUAUGUUCGAUGCGUUGAGUAUUGGCAUUCCGGUGGUUGUUAGCACAUCGUCUGAAAGCAUGUAUAAUACCGUGUUGUUGUAGAAACAAGAUACAACUGACUUCAUUGUGAACUAAUGCAGAAAUUUUCAAAGAAUUCAUGGUGUCGACAGAAGCCAUUGUAUUUAUUAACAAUAACUGCAUAUACAUAGAAUAGCAGUAAUGAUAAUUUUUGCGGUGAAUUAAAAUUGAAGUACCAUUAUUUUUUAUAUUUAUCUAUUUACAUUACCUCCUUAGUAGACAUUAGUAACUAAUGACUAAGACUAAUGUAAAUAAACUAUAAACAGUAAUUAUUUAGUCAUUAAUUUAAUCUAAGUCUAAUACAUAAGUGUUAGUAUUAGUUUGACCUAUUCAAAUUCUAUUUACAAUACCUGGUUAAUAGUUAAUUUCAUAUUUUGUUAAAUUGAAUGAAUGAAUUAAUCAGUUAAUCUUAUCUGGUGAUUUCUAAUAAUAUAAUAUAAUAUCAUUUAGUAUGAUUUUUAUAGUGUCAAAAAAUAACUUAGCCUGAUUGGGCGGUAAAUUUUGGGUUAACGGUAGGGGUUUUGCCAAGAUUUGUCUCACCCUAAGCGCAGUGGCGUCACUUUGGGGAAUCCCAACACUGAACUUAGGGUGAAUAGACCUAUUAAUUAUAGGACCCGAACAAUAUCUUAUAACAUUCCUGUUCUUUACUGAGCAUUACUCCUGUCAUAAAAGAUACUGUUAAUAUGAACUAUAUUAAAGUGAAAUUUUCCAUUAAUUUGUUUUAAAAUUCAACUUACACUUUUCAAAAGAAAGGAAUAAAGAAGCACAUCCUUGCUGAUAUCCAAAGACCCAACACCAGUGAAAGAAAUGACGCGCGCCAAAGGUGCUGUAUUUGAUUAGUUGAAAAUCGAAGCAAUUGUAUGUUAAAACUUCGGAAACAAAAAGGAGACUACUGCUUAAAUUGCAUUUGGAAUGCUUUUCUAGGGACUGGGGAAGGGAGACCCUAAACACCUCCCCCUAGUUUAAAUACCAAAAUAACAAACAAAGAGAUCCUCUGGGGAGGGACCAGAACCCCUCCCCCAGUUUCAAAAAGGAAAAAAAACCUUGCAUUAUGUGACUACAAACAUCAAAAUCUGUUUAGUACGGCGCUGUAGAUGGACGUUGACCCGGGAGAACCUCCAUGACCUAUAUACUGUGGAACACAUGGCCGGCCUUACCGCUAACCCAAAAUCAACUUAUUGGGCAUUGGCAUUUUCAUUUACUAUUACUAAUAGGCACUUCGAGAAAAGCAAGGGAGACUACUUCAAAAUUGGUAUGGGAAAUGGGUGUCGGCGCAGGAGAAUCUGAGUUUUAAUUUUUGGACUAUGGUGCUUUUACAUUAAUGAAAGGACUAUUUUGUCAUACAAAUUGUGGUAUUCUUCCACAUGUUAAUAAUAGGGGACAUCUUGACCUACAUCCCAACUUACUGUUGUGCCUUUUUGAUUAACCUUAAUUUUGAAAAUUCAUAGGAUAUAUUAGGCAUCUUUCCCUCAAAAAUUUUUGAAGAAAUUAAAAGAACAUGUUUUUCAAUUCAUAACAAAUACUGAAAAGCAUUAUAUAUUGAUGUAUGUGUGUGCCAAUUCUCAUUGAUAUAGGUCGUGUCUGACGUUGGUUAGGCUCGUCCCAGUAACCUGCGUUAUCAUAAGGUCGCUCUGCCCUAUUUAGACCACGCCCCCAUUUUAAGUAUUUACAUCAAAAUGUUUAAUAACUUGUGUUUUAGACCUUACAUAGUAAGAGGUCGACAUCAGAUCACUAUGGCCUUCUCUGCCACCCUUGGGAUAAACAUUAUACUAAGUUUUGGUUGAAGCAGAAAAAAACCUAAUUAGCUAUGUAUUGUUCACCAAGAUUAAAAAAUUGCAGAUUAGCAGAUAAUUUUGCACUAUCAAAAGUAUGUUUUAAGGCAAUAAAAUGAGCAACUGAGAAACAGAUAUUGAAUUUCCUAUUACGAUGAAAAUGAUGCCUCAAAAAUUACAGUUGUGCAAAAUUUUACAACUGUGUUGCCAAUGUACAAUAAUUAUUGCAUUUCAUAUUUAUUUUGUUCACCUUACUUUUAGGUGUGACAUAAGUUUGUAGCAUCACUAUGAAUAAUAAAAUACUUUUAAAAAAAAUGAUAUGCAAAAUUGCAUGGGCUGGAAAUUCAAAUCAGGUCAAACACAUGGCUUGCUAGUACCUGAUUAGACCACUGAAUGGCUUCAUUUUUACACUUCAUGAUUUCAUUUAAUACAAAAGUGUAGUUUUCUGACAAUGUCAUAGGAUUUUUGCAUUAUACUUAUCAAUUACAAUAGACCUAUUAGUUUUACAAUAAAAAUAUAAUAAGUUAUAAGUCAGUGCGCAAAAAAUAAUCCCCAAAUUCUAUUCUACUUGUGGUCAAUUCCACUUUCCCUUCCCACAGAAGGGCUUUUUGGUAUUAACUUAUGUUAUGUCUUCUUCAUUAACUUUUACCGACAUCUUUGAAACAACUUCUACUUAAGAAAACUUUUAAUCACCAUUUUUCUAUUUAUUUUCAGAUUAAUGAUCCCCAAUGAGUAAUAAUGGAUAAAUUUGUUGGAUUCUUUCGCCGAAAUGCUGUUACUGUCACUUGUGGAAGUAUACUUGUUGCUGUUCAUUACAUCUGGUACCAAAUGCAAUACGAUUCUGAUUUUGUGCCAAAAGAUUUGCAAAAGGACAAUAUUAGUUUAGGCGUCAUUCAUCUUUCAAGGCCAAAAUCUAAAACUGCCAAUAUUAGUGAAGAAUCAUAAAAAAAAACAACAACUAACUGUUGCUUGGGGGAAAGAUUGCACUGAUUUAAAUAAAAUUUGCAAAAUGAAUAAAAAACCUCUGCAGUAAGUAUAUGUACAUAUUGAUUUGACAAAUAUUAAGUCAGUGACAUAAUUCUUUUACAAUAACUAAAUUUGAAAUUUUGGUAUAUGUUACUUCUACAUCUGAGGGCAUCCAUAAAUUAUAUUUAAAAAAUUGGAGUAGGAGGGGUGUCGUAGAAACUUGCUGGUCAGAAUGUUAGUAUAGGGCGGACAGUUGCAAUAACAUUGCAGGUAUGGAACAGGGACAAUGUUCAAGUACCGAUGAAAAUAAGACAAUAAAAGCAGCUUGAGAUAUUGAAAAUAGCAGUUUCUAUGUUUCCUAAACAAUGCAAAAUUUUUUGACUUAAUUGGUUAGGGAGGGGAUCCUUGAAAGUUUGACGGUUUUGAAAAGAGAGGGGGGGGGGGGAUUGGGGUGUUAAAAAUGGCAUAAAAAUUAUGGGUGUAUGUAAUUGUAAUUAAUAAUAAUAAUAAUAAAGUUUAUUUAAAAAAAACACUUCAUCCCCAAAGGCUCGAAGCGCGGUACAAAGUCAAGAAAAAACAAAAGCGGUACAAAGUCAACAAAAAACAAAUCUAUAAUUUACCACAUUUAAAACAAACGCAACACUACAAAAACUAAUUACAAGCAUACAGUGUCAAAGUCUUUCUAGCCAUUUCAACCAUAAGCAACACAGCCAAUAUGCAUUAACUGGAAAAUAAGGUAGACAAUCAUCCCAGAAGGUGUUUGCGAAAUAGAUGUGUCUUUAAAUCGGUUUUAAAGGACUCCAGUGUCUGGUUGUUUCUGAGAUCGACAGGAAGGGCGUUCCAAAUUGUUGGACCAGCAAAUGCGAAAGUGCGCUUUCCAUAAGUCUCAAGGAAAACACGUGGUGUCGAGAGUUUGCCACUAUCGGAUGAGUGGAGUCGUCUAGUGGGUACAUAAGGCGUCAGCAGCUCUUUUAGAUAGGACGGCGCCAGGUCAUGUAAGCAGCGGUAGCACAAAGUUGCGAUUUUGUACUCUAUGCGAGCACGCACCGGCAGCCAGUGCAACUCUCUCAGAAGUGUUUUUGCAUGGUCGAACUUGCAUUUGCGGAGAACAAUGCGAGCCGCAUUAUUUGAAUUUUAUCCAGGAGCGUAGCUGGAAGACCCACCAUGAGAGCAUUGCGUGAUAGCACAAAUGCAGACAUCAGCCUCUUUGUUGCAUCAAUUGUUAGGAAGGGCCUGAUGUGACCAAUCCUGCGCAGCUCCAGAAAAAUCGCCUUGCAUAGCAUGUUAAUAUGACUUUCAAAAGCUAGUCUUCUAUCUAGGCAGACACCCGGGUACCGCACUGUUUGAGCUAACUCAAUACGCACACCUGAGAGAGUAAUUGAUGUCGUGUUAUUUGCAGAUUUUUGCUUCUGAGCGGUCGCGAUGGGAAGUAGCUCAGUCUUAUCAUCAUUCAAUUUGAGCUUGUUUAUGGUCAUCCAGUGCUUAACCGACUCCAUUGUCUUCUGUGUCAUACUGAGCAGCUGAGGGAACUGAGAAGGGAUCACAGAUUGAUGAAGUUGUGUAUCAUCCACGAACAUGGUAUACAACAUGUCAAACUGCCUGAUCUCUGCACCCAGGGGCUGAAUGAGUGAAAAGCACCGGGCCUAGGACCGAGCCCUGGGGUACUCCGAAUUCGAUAUUAGAUUUCCUCAAGGUCAAGCCAUUUGAAAUAACUGACUGGACCCGAUUAGUCAGAUACGAUCGGAACCAACACAAGACGGUAUCAGUGAGACCGAACUUUUGUUGCAGACGCUGGAGCAGGAUGCCGUGGUCGAGCGUAUCGAAAGCUGCCGAUAAAUCGAGUAAAGACAAAAUCGAUACCUGGCCCUCAUCACAAGACGACAGAAGGUCGUUCACCACGCGCAAUAGGGCUGUCUCAGUAGAGUGAUGCGCCCUGUAUGCUGACUAGAAUGGUUCAAACGAGUCAAACUGAGUGAGGUGAUCCAGGAGUUGGUGGAGAACGACUUUUUCUAAGAUUUUAGAAAUAAAUGGUAGAUUUGAGAUGGGGCGAUAAUUUUCCAUCACAUUAAUAAUAAUAAGGAGUCUUAUAUAGCGCUGUACCGCAGCCUAGGGCUGGGCUCACCGCGCUGUCCAUAAAAAUUUUAUCAAAAGAGACAUAAUCAUGACAUUAAAAUAAAAUACAUUCAUGAAAUAAGGAACAGCAAAAAAAAAAAAAAUUAAUGGCUGCUCAACCUGACAAUGAAUGAGUAAGCUGAAUUUGUGACAGAAAAUUAAAGAUAAAACAAUAGAAGAUUUAAAGGCUCGAGCACGUAAUCACUUAAUACAAUGGUUGGCAAUGUCCAUAAAAAUUUUAUCAAAAGAGACAUAAUCAUGACAUUAAAAUAAAAUACAUUCAUGAAAUAAGGAACAGCAAAAAAAAAAAAAAAUUAAUGGCUGCUCAACCUGACAAUGAAUGAGUAAGCUGAAUUUGUGACAGAAAAUUAAAGAUAAAACAAUAGAAGAUUUAAAGGCUCGAGCACGUAAUCACUUAAUACAGUGGUUGGCAACUCGCAGCUAUUCAAGGGAAUAUAUGCAGCUCAUUCUUUUUUUUUUUUAAAACCCAUGACAGUUAAACAGUCCGUCCCUACUUGGAGCUCUCAAAAUAUUUACUGAGUAGUUAUAAUUUAUAAAAAUAGCUCCUUAAUCAAAAAAGAUUGCCAACCCUGAAUUUUUUUUUUUUACUAGAAAAAGUUAGGUAAACAGAAAUAUAAAAGAAAUUACAGUUUUUAGUCCAUUUUUUAAUAAGCGAGUGACUUCAACAAACUAGAGGCCCAAUAUCCUCUUUCUGCAUCCUGAGCCACUUUACAUCACUAACUUAAUUACUACUAAAAAUAAUAUGAAGAAGUGUUUUAGCUGUGACAUAUAUCUAAGAAAUGAAAUACUUAAAAUUAAAAUGAAUCCUCUUGUUUUCACAGAAAGCCUGCAGCAUUUUUUCGUUUAGCCAGUUGGUGUAACAAAAAUAAGUUUUUAUCACUUGUAAUGUGCAUGAGUGGAGCCAUAGUUAUUAGUUAUUUAAUCCCAAAAGACGUUGCACCAACUGCAAGUGAAAGAGUGAAAUGGAGACAGGAAAGGGUGGAUCUAGAUUUGAAAAAAGAAAACUAGUUUGUGUGUGCGUAAUGUGUGGUAAGUACCCAUUCUGUUUAUUAAGUAUUAAUCUUUGUUUAUUAAUGCCAGUAGUUAUUGUGACUGAAAUAAAAUUAAAAUUUUGACCUCUUCAUGUUGUUCUGAAAGUCUGUUUGAGUUGUUUAAAAGUAAAAUAAAUUAAUGGUAAAACUAAUAUAAUGUUUGUUUUUAUCAUUUUUUAAAAAGUGAAUUCUCUUUGCCAACUUUGAAGUGUGCUUUCUUUGUUUGUUUGAUUUUUUUACUGUUAUUUUUACUACACCACAGUACAUUUAACUUUUCUAUUAAAAUAUUUCAACCAUUUGAAAUUGUAACAAGUGAACAAGAAUUUACAAAAACAUAUUUGAGCCCCCCUCAGUUACAAUAAAUGUUUACAAAAAAGUAAAAAUUAUUAGUUAUUUCUAGUUUUUGUGGAAAAUAAUAAUUGGUGGUAGUCCUAUUUAUGUGACAUUUUAAGUAUUAUACUGUAUACAUUUCUUUUAAUGUAAUGGAAACCAUUCAGUAGUUAUUUAUUAUACCACUUUCAGUUGUUCAGCUUAUUAAAAAUGUCAUGUCUCUGCUGAAGGUUGAUGAUCUUACAAAUGGCUCAUAUAGAGAAACUUCAGAUGUCCAGUUUGGUGUUGAAUGGCGCAAGUUCUCCUGAAUCCCAGCAAGCAAUAGACAAACUUUUGAAACUUGUGACAUCUUGUGCUGGACCAAGAGGUAAAUUUCACCUCCUACGCAACAACUGUGGAGGUCAUGUGACCUGUACAUCCUCAUGUUCCCGCCUUCUGCCUGCUUUAUCUAUUACACGGACUGAGGUCAAACUGAUUAUCAGUUCUGUACAGGCUCAUCUGAAACAGCACCACGACUGCGGACUUUUCAUGGCUUGCGUUUCUCUACAUCUCAUUCGGUCUUCUGUUGGAAAAGGAAUCCAUGUUCCAACAUUUAGUUCUUUGUAUGAGCUGUUUGUAAAACAAUUGUGUGACUAUUUGGCAUCACCACACUGUACCGUGUGUGUGACAGCAGACUUCACUGACCUACAAGUGUUACUAGCAUAUGUAAGAAGCAUUAUUUUAUCCAAAUCAUUUCUGACUCUGAAUGAGAAGACAUGUGAUAGUCUGUGUCAGUUGAUUGUGUCAGCUUUUGUUGAAACCAUACCAGAAGAUUCACGAAAGAUUCGUCAUUCUGACGGGAUUCAGAUUUUAGGAAUAGACAAAAUGCAUGUGAGAAAUAGCCGAUUUGUUCAAGGGCUUCUACUGGAAUAUCCUGAAAUGCCUGUGAUUCAAGGAAGUGUGCCUUUAAAUCUAAAAACGUUGACAAUGAAGGAAGUUGAUGGCCGAGAGUGCAACCUACAACCAGAUAAUUAUGUUAAAGUGGCUUUGAUGACAUGUUCUCUGUCUGGGGAUGCAGAAGAAAUUAUUGAUGCAAACUAUGAAGUGGAGAAAGAUGUGUAUGAAAAUCUGGAUCAUAUGAUUUUGAACAAGAUGGAAAGUAUGUUUGAAGAGUUUGACAAAUACGAUGUGGGCUUGGUUCUCUGCCAGAAAGUGAUUCACCCCAAGCUCAAGGGUAGACUGAGGACCAUGGGUAUACUAUUUGUUGAACGCCUUGGUUCACAUAUGAUUCCUUACCUACAAGACCUUACAGGUAACUAAAGUCAAUUAAAUUGUGUGGGUGUUGGUGGUAGGUUUGGCAAUUUACCCAUAAAACCGAAAUGAUGAUUAACUAUAGAGCGUGAAUUGCUGUACACCCUAUUCCAAUGAAAAGUGUUGGCAAAAUAAAUAACAAGGAAAUAAAAUAAGGAAAGGGCAUCAGCCAUUUGAAGCUUACAAGAAGUUUAAAAAUGUAUUUACAUAACUGGACCUAUCAAUUCCAAGUAUAUUAAAAGUAAAUACCUUAUGUCAUUUUUUUAUAACUUUUUGAAAAUGGUAAUGGAACAUGCAGUUUAAAACAAAUAAUUCUAAAUUGUAAUAAUUUUUUGUUAAAUAGGUCAGUAAGCAAGUGAUAUCUUUUUAGAGUCUCCUCCUUCUUUGACUUUUUCAACUCCCAGUGGAGCUUAGGUCACUAAUAACAAUAUCUUUCCACUCCUUGCAAUCUUCUCUAACUCUUCCCAAAUCUUAAGUACAUCCUUGUCCAUCCCCUCUCUCUCCCCCCCCCCCUUUUUUUUUAUGUCUUACCUGUCCUCUUUAUCCUUGCUCUUUAUGGAUGGAAAAAAUAAUUUUUUUUUUAUUUUUCAACUCCCAGUGGAGCUUAGGUCACUAAUAAAAAUAUCUUUCCACUCCUUGCAAUCUUCUCUAACUCUUCCCAAAUCUUAAGUACUUCCUUUUCCAUCCCCUCUCUCUCCCCCCCCCCCUUUUUUUUUAUGUCUUACCUGUCCUCUUUAUCCUUGCUCUUUAUGGAUGGAAAAAAUAAUUUUUUUUUUUUUUCCUGUUGCAGGUGCAAAUUGUAUUCGAUCUUUUGUUGUGUCAACAAAUUUCAGCGAAUUUUUUGGUCGGGUCCAGUCUGUCCAACAUAUCAUUGAAUGUGAUAAGAGUUAUAUACAGUUAACCCAGCCAAAAUCUUCAGUUGGAACUCUGGUCCUAUGUGAACUUUGGGAGGAAAGACUUUUGGAGUUGAAGGUAUUCAUUGAGAUAGAAAUUCAUUGAUUUAUCUUUGUGCAAUUGAAUAUUCUAUUUUGAAAUAUCUUAAGGCUGAAAUUAGACAGAGAUUGGGCACUAAGGAAGGGUAUGUUACUCUUGGAAUCAAAUCGAGCACCUGCAAAAGAAUUUUAAAAAAUUUUCAGUGCCAUGAAAGAAACUACAGUGAUUAAUUACAUUUUAAAAUCUCCAGAGUAGCGUUAGGUCAGCUCUUUCUGGCCUUCUUUCACUUUCUAGAGAACCAAGACUUCUUGCUGGAGGAGGGUGCUGGCAGAUUCACUGCUCCUAUCAUCUCAACAUGAUGGUGAGUAUUUACAUUGAUUGCUAGUUAUCAUUACUGUAUAUUGUUAAUACAUAGCUCUGGGUGUGUGUGUGUGUGUCUGGAGUGGGUGAGGGGGUUGGGGGCUCUGGAUUGUUUCUCUUAGAUAUGAAAACAACAAAGAUGUUCACUAUUGAGAUGGGAUGUACAGGCAGUCAGUUGUUUGAGAUGGGAUGUACAGGCAGUCAGUUGUUUGAGAUGGGAUGUACAGGCAGUCAGUUGUUUGAGAUGGGAUGUACAGGCAGUCAGUUGUUUGAGAUGGGAUGUACAGGCAGUUUUGUUGUUGUGAAUUUGGCCUAUUAUAAUUGUGAUUAAAAUUUUUAUCUCUGCAAAGAUCAUUGAAAUGUUUUUUUAGGACGUGUAUUUUCUUGUUAUCCUCAGGUUCUUAACAGACUGCAUCAAUUAUCGAAGGAAAAAAACUGUUCAGAGGCCAGUAUAAUCUCUGCUUUGACCACAUUUAGAUCCAGCCUUCACCACUGGGUGCAUUCUUUGGGAGCAGCACAACAUGACCUGGCAGUGGAUCCAUUAUUUCAUCACUGCUGGGUUCUGCCUCCGGUGGAUGACAAUAGCUCUGAUACUGUAACAUGCUGCUGUGGGUUGAAGUCAGCUCCCCAAGAACUAGUGUCAGAGUUUGAAUUAAUCUCUCAUACACCCCCUCUCUAUCUGAAAGAAUCUAAAGAUACACAUGUAAUAGAUAAUGGUGUGUCUUGUAGAACUAUCUUAGAUCAUUUUACAGCAUCCACUCAGGCCCUCAGUAAAGGUGUUUUUAUUGCUAACUUGGUGUCAUCCAUUGACAAAUUCAUAAUUGAUAAAAAUUAACUAUCAUAAACCUUUGUGAGAAGGUUUAUUAGGAAAUUAUGCAAGGAAUGCAUUUUUACUCCUAAAAUAUAAGAAUUGUUUCAUAGUUUAAAUUAACUUAUAUAAAACUCAUAAAUUAUCUUAUAUAAAACUCAUUUGUUUCAUUUAUUGUAGGUGUAAACAUAAGAAUAGGAGCAUUUUAAUAUUUCUGUCUGAAAUUUGGUAUAUUGUAAUUUUAAAAAUAACAACCUGAGUUUAUUAUAAUGUGUAUAGUAUUGUGAAGAUUUUAUUUUCCUGGUAGAGCCUUUUCAUUUUUGCAGGUUUUAUUAAAUUUUAAUUUGUUUCCUGCUCAGUUUCUCAGACAGAAUUUUUAUUUUUUGUUCCUAUAAAAGUGAUGCACUAUUAUAGAAAGUCAAAAUGAAAUUGUUGCUCUAAAUUUAUUUAUAGUUCUGAUUUGAAUCAAAUGCCUUGUAAAAUGUAUGAAAAGGUAUGUGCUGUUGAUCAUAACUUGGGAUGAAUAAAAUUAAUCUGUCCUAAAUGAUGAGUGAUUGAAUUGAAAAAGAGAUUAAGUAAUGUUUAAGAAGUAAUCUCGUCAAAACGUGGUCGUAUGUUUUAAAGGUAUUAAGGGGGAGAGGCUGCAAUCAGUUUAAGUAAAAGGAAAUUAGUGAAACAAAGUAUUGUAAAACCUGAAUAAAGGACAAUAUUCCUCUUGCUGUUCUCUCAGAUACUACAUUGCAGCUAAGCGUUUUUUAGUGUUGUUUGGUCGCUGAAGAAGGCUUCUGGCCGACACUUUCAAUGUUUUGUUAUGUCCUUUUUUCCCCCAGAUUUUCCUAUACUUUUUUCACUCAUUUCCUUUGUAUUAAACAUUUUUAAGUUUCCUGAUUUUAGAAAUCGAAAUGCUCAAAGAUUUCUUUAAAAAUCUAACUUUUCUGACUUGAUAAUUAUCAAAUGGGGACAAGCAUUCCAUGGUUUGGAAGGCUGGUUUUAGACUCGGGACAAACAUAUAUACGGUGAAGGUUUGUGUCUGAGCCAAGCCAAAAUAUUAACUGGAAAUUCAGUCUUGUCAACAAACAUGACCCAGACUCAAAAGUCUAAUAACAUAGACGUCACUUCCACGGAAGCUUAUCUAUAAGCUAAGUUGCAUAAUAUAAAUGAUCAGUGGAGUGGUAGCAACAAAAAUAAUAAAUAAUAGUUUCAUUUAUUAUACUAUACACUGCAUAAUUCAUGAAAAGCUACAUAUGUAUUGUAGAACAUCACAAUAGUUUAUUAUAACACAGUUUUCACAGCUUGCGAGAGAAAAAUAAAUAUAAAAGGCUGUUGCUAAUUAAAUUACAAAAAGUAGUAUAAAGAUGGGACUAAAUUAGUAGCAUGGGUAUUGAGAUCAUGCGGUGGGUUCUGGGAAGGAUAGAAAAGUGAGCAGUGUUUUUGUAAGGGUGGUGAAAGACAGUGGAAUGUUCAUUACUGUAUUUGAAAAGAAAAAAUGUAUUCUACUUGUACUGUCUACAAUACAGGUUUGUCAAGAUAUUUAGAAACAUAAUGGAAGGGAAAUAAACUUAACUGCUUUUUAUAUGAUCAUUAAGACAAAUCAUGUGUUCUGUACAUUACAAAUUACAUGUAAACAUUGUAUUCAAUGUUGAUUACUAAUUUAAAAUCAUAAAAAAAUACUACAUUGUUCCGAGUAUAGGUCCCUCCUGAUUAUAAGCAGCAGCCUUAAAGUUUGUGCUAUUUUACAAGCAUUUCAUUAUGUAAAUCUUUUGUUGUUGCAAAAUCAGGUCUGUUGGCAGCACCCUUUAGUUUUAAGACUUACAUUAGGGGGAAAAAAGUUCAGCCUACACUCUGAACAAUAGGGUAAAUUAAACAGAAAACUCAUAAUACAUGUACCAUAUAUCAAAAUAUGAUAUUCAAGACAGCUUCUAAAUAUUUUUCAUAAGGAAAAAAAAUUCCAUUAAAUGUAUUGUUUGAGUCAAUAUGUACUUUGUUUGUCCUCACCCCACCAUCACCUAUAAACUGUGGGGUUAAUCAAAAACACUCUAUUAACAACUGCUUCAAUGUAUAUUCAAAACUGUGAUCAGAAAGACGCUAAAAAUAUAUCUAUUAUUUUCUGUAUUUUUAAAAUUGGCAGUGAACAAAUUAAGGAACAUGAUUGUAAUUAUGCAGGUUAUGAGCAUUUUACUGUUAAGCUCCAUCUCAGAAUUAUUCUGUCAUUUAUUUAUGCUUGUUCCAUGAUUGGCAACUGAUAUGAAUUAAGUUGCACCUUAGCUCUGACAAUGGUUUUCUUUACUUUAUGUAAACAUUUUACCAGCAACAAGUUAUAGAUUCUUAAAAAAAAAAAAAAGUUUCAAUUAUCAGAACUUUCAGCUAUACUACUGUUACAAAAAAUAUUUAUAGCAUUCAAGUACAUUUGAACUUAAGAUAACCUCCAAAUCCAUGCAAAAGUAGGCCACAGCGCUAUGUAAUAUAAUGAUAUAAAUGUGACUAUAAAAAAGCAUCUAAAGUUUAAUUAGCAAAUAUUUACACAUGCAUUUUCUAUUCAUAAAACAAUUGUAACAAUGGGCUACAUUCAAUAUUGGCAUCUGGUAUUGGUAUAGAAUUUUACUUGAUAUAGGUACACCACAAAAUAGUGUACAGACAAACUUCAAUAAAACCCAUAGCAUUGUCAAAUGCAAUCAAGUUAAAAUUGCUUGAGAUAUCUGUGUAUCCACUAUCCACAAGAAUAACCAUGUUUCUUUAAUUUGAAACAAGAUCUGUAAAGUCCAAUGGCAUGAUUCAAUAAAACUCACAAAUUAUUGUUACACUCUAUGACAUGUACUUUGAUUACUUUUAGAAUACUUUUUUACUGAAAUCCAUUGGUAAGAACAACCAACCACCCCCUAACCCCUCUCAAAAUAUAUGAGAUAAAGGAUUCUUAAAUUUCCUUCUGCUAACUGUUGUAUACAAGAGAGAAACUCCACUUAUGUUGACAGUCUUGACAAGAACGGUAAAUACUGGAGCAAGCACAAGGUUCUCGUUACCAAAUUUGAAUGUGAAUUGAAACACAAUCUGUUGCUUUCAUGACUGACCAUUGAUGUAAAUAUUACAAAUAGUUAUCAACUGAAAACAGUAAUUUAAAGUGGGACUAGUCUUAUUUUAUCCUAAGUGACUCUUAAUAUAAGUUAUAAUUUCUUCAUCUGAUAUACUCAUUUAUUUCCUUGAGCUAAAUGCAUGAUCACCCGCAGUUAUAUACAUUUAACUAAAUCUUAGGCAUAUGUUAAAAUAUCAAUUAUUACACAACUUUCGCAGCAAUUAAUUGUCCCUAAAACAUACAACUGUAGACCACCAUAACUUUCAUGAAGUGCACAUGCAACAAUAGCACAACCAAAUAGGGAGUCUGAAAUUAUCUUUGCAUGAAUACUAUAAUCAAACAUACAAAAAUAAACAUUUAAUUCUUAGCUGUGUACAACACUGGACAUAUUCAGGCACGGCAUGAACGGAAACUUACAACAUUGCUGAAUAUGACAACUUAAAAUGAUGAACAAUACUUUCAAGUAAUUGAAUGCCAAGGUCAGUCCAGUCAUCUGCCAUAAUUAAAAAGCUUUCACUGACAGUGAACUCAAGGUAACCUCCAACACAGUUAUGAAUCUCAAAUUUUGCUCCAUAAUUUCAUUACAUUACACAUUCCAAUGUAUCCCUCGUUAACUCUUAUAUAUAUAUUUUUUUUAAAAAAAAGCUUGUUGGUGCAAUCUGACACACCAUUGUAUCCAAAGACGGUUAGGUUGGUGAUCACAUUAUGGAACAUAACUACAGAAAACACUUAUUAUCACUGACACAGUCCAUUCUGCAUUUAAGAUUGUUCAAUUAAAAUAGUAUCACAGUAGCCUAUAUCGUACACAAUCUUAUAUUAAUAUUUAUUGAACACAUGUUCACUCAUGUUUAUUUCAAUCGAAACAUAAAACCCCAUCAAGACUAAUUUAGUUUACUGUCUCACUCAUGUUACAAGAUCAUUAAGAAAUUUAAGGUAUGGAGGGAACUGUGACCCUCCAUUACCUUUUAUGUUUAGUUUAGCACAUGGGUGUGUAGAUGUAUAAACACUUCAUUGAAAUUGAAUAUAAUUUUUUAAGCUUAAGAACUUUUAACCCCAAAAUUCUAACAGGUUUUUAAAAUAAAAUUCUCUCAAAAAUCUUUUUAAAACUUUCAAAAACUGUUGGCACUAUUUAUAGUCAGAUCAAGCCAGUUAACUCAAUAUAUAGUUGAAAUGAAAUGUAAUGUAUGAAAGAGAAAGUUUAAUUAAAUAUAUUGAUGAAAACUAUAAGCCAAUACAACCACACAUUUGUCAACUUGAAACGUAGACAGUGCUGAACUAAUUAGAACUGUAUCAGUGGCAAUCUGUUGUAAAAGAAAUAUUACAAAAUUAGAUUGAUUUCCUUUGGGGAAAGAGAAAAUGACAAUAUUAGAUUGUGUUUCUUUGAGAUAAUAGAAAUAUCACAAUAUGAGAGAGUGUUUCUUUGGGAUAAGAGAAAUCUUACAAUAUUAGAUUGAGUUUCUUUGGGAUAAGAUAAAUAUUACAAAAACAGAUUGUUUCUUUGGGAUAAGAGAAAUAUUACAAUGUUAAAUUGUGUUUCUUUGGGAUGAAAAUCUAGAUCAGGGGCUUUUAACCUUCCCUAUAUUAUCACUCACUUAAACUCUUGGACACACAAAUCAAUCCUUGUGAAAGACUAAUGGUUGUUAAGGUGAGUAGCAGUCUUCAAACUAAUAUUUUUUUUAGAUUAGAUGGAUUGUAGUUAAAGGGCCAUCUUUAAUUCUCAUCUCAAAUUAACCUGAUACUUUGACCUAUAAAAUGGACACUUUGUAAGACUUAAAUGAUUUUAACAAUUUCCACACCUCUCUUUUGCUAUUGUCCGUUGUUGGUGUAUAUGAGCAUUUGAAUCAACCACUCACUACUCUACAAGUAGGUCUAUUGAAUAAUAGAUUUUUCAAAUAUUGCUUUCACUAAUUGAAUAAAUUUUUUAAACUUUUAGGCUUCUAUUUUCAAAUUUAAAAAAAUAAUACAAAUUAAUAUAUUUUCUGACAUUUCAUUGAUGUUGAAGGAUUUAAACGAAAAUGGCUUAGGCUAAGCGAUAGACAACUUCUACUGUCAAUAAAUAGGCUGAUUUAACACGUGUUAUCUGCCCUAGAUCUUCGUGUGUUGUACAUUAAAUUCCAUCCUC